Pelmatolapia mariae (spotted tilapia) is the source of this 1909-nucleotide messenger RNA. RefSeq names its product abhydrolase domain containing 10, depalmitoylase b (gene abhd10b). The record is from RefSeq and is a predicted model, not a curated record. Gene Ontology annotation, biological process: protein depalmitoylation. Bases 293 to 1459 code for a protein of 388 amino acids. Gene Ontology annotation, molecular function: hydrolase activity, hydrolyzing O-glycosyl compounds; palmitoyl-(protein) hydrolase activity. The transcript is spliced from 8 exons. Lineage: Eukaryota; Metazoa; Chordata; Actinopteri; Cichliformes; Cichlidae. Gene Ontology annotation, cellular component: mitochondrion.
GAUGGGAACUCACGGCCAGCAGGAUUUGGACUUCUUAUCGAACCGAACCUGUUUGUUUCGCAUUUCUGCUGGAUUUGCGAUCAACACGUCCGGAUAGGGAUUUCUGUCGCACACCGACACGUUGUUCUGGACUCGAGAAGAACAAAAGAGAGUACAACAGAAAUAUAAACCGAUCUGCGUGAAGUAAGGGAGUCGCAUAAUCGCCGUGACUGCCGUUCUUUAACGUCAAAACACAGAGAAACUGCCGCAUCGAAACGCCCUUUGCGUGCGCAGCGUUCUGCACACGGAGCCUAUGGGAACAAGUGCCACAACAACAACAACAACAAAACUAGAUAUACAGUUCGGUGUCUGCUUCAAACCCGAGGCGUACAGGAGGUUAGAUGUAAAUCUGCACCAUCACAGAAACAUCCUCACUCAGAAAUGGCAGCAGUCAGGACCUUCUGCUGCACUUCUGCUGCUCCCUAAUAGAAAGCCUAUUGAGGCCCAAUCAGCAGGUCUGUUCCAGCCUUGGCUGCAAUUGUUCCAGCGGGCAUGGAUGCAUCCCCAUAUGAAGAAUGGAAAGAGGAAGGUGCAGAGACCGGGAAGACAGUGGAGCCCCUUCAGCCCCUGCAGAAGCCUUCAGCAUACGAGUCGCCUGCUCAACCAUGUGAGCUAUAGCAACGCCCUGGAUCCUUUAUCAGAACCCAGGAGACACAAAUCUUCGGUUCAGUAUGCUUCACGACCAGAUCUCCCAAAGCUGGCCUACAGAAGAGUGAAGGGAAAGAGCCCAGGUGUGGUUUUCCUCCCAGGUUAUGGCUCCAACAUGAAUGGACAGAAAGCUGAGGCGCUGGAAGAGUUCUGUAGGUCACUGGGACACUCAUACCUCAGGUUUGAUUACACAGGACAUGGAGCCUCAGGAGGUGUGCUAUCAGAAGGAACUAUUGGUACCUGGAAAAAAGAUGUCCUUUUUGUGUUGGAUGAGUUGGCAGAGGGGCCACAGAUACUGGUUGGUUCCAGUAUAGGUGGUUGGCUUAUGCUGCUGGCAGCCAUUGCCAGACCAGAGAAGACAGCUGCACUAGUGGGCAUCUCCACUGCCGCUGAUCAUGUUGUCACAGCGUUCAGCUCUCUUCCGCUGGAGACACGCAAGGAGUUUGAGGCCAAGGGGGAGUGGACUAUACCCACCAAAUACACGGAGGAGGGUGUUUACAAGUUUAGCAUGGACUUUUUGCGUGAGGCAGAAAAUCACUGUGUUCUCCAGAGUCCCAUCCCCAUCACCUGCCCCGUGCGGCUCAUUCAUGGGCUCAAAGACGAGGACGUCCCCUGGCACAUCUCCAUGCAGGUUGCAGAGCGUGUCCUCAGCUCCGACGUGGACGUCAUCCUCCGACGACAUGGCCAGCACCGCAUGUCUGACAAGGACGACAUCAAGCUUAUGGUCUACACCAUUGACGAUCUCAUCGACAAGCUGACCACUAUGGUCUGAGUAAGGAAUAGGGAAGUGAGCCCGAGAUGUUCCUAAGAUUAAAAGAUAAUGACUUUGUUAACUGGGAAGUCAACCCUCAAGGAUCUUACCAAACAACGGCAUGUUGCACCGCCAAAUAUGACCUUUUAUCCAUCUAUGUUUUUCAUCCCGUACUUCAUCAUGUCAACAUGUCGGAAAAUUGAAAACUAUAUUGUAAGGGAGCCCUCCUGCUAGCUGUUCCCUUGUAUCUUCAGGUUGCAUUUGUAUGUGCUCCAGGUUAUGGUAUCAAGUGUUACGUUUGGUAAGCCGUUCUUAGGUCUGCCAUUGCUGCUGUCUCUGCCGAUGUUCUUACUGUUUGGCUGUCUCUUCCCCUCCUUCCCUCCUCCAUCUUUACUUAGAAACACAGUUUUCCUGUGCCUUUUUAAUCACUUUUCACCCGUUUUGGCUAAUAAAACCUUUGCACACUAGAGU